Messenger RNA from Pyricularia grisea, 510 nucleotides. RefSeq lists its product as uncharacterized. The transcript has a single exon. The record is from RefSeq and is a predicted model, not a curated record. Bases 1 to 510 code for a protein of 169 amino acids. NCBI's taxonomy places the organism in Eukaryota, Fungi, Ascomycota, Sordariomycetes, Magnaporthales, Pyriculariaceae.
AUGGUUGGCAAGGGGCUCAUACUUGCUCUCCUCCCUCUCAUAUCUCUCACCACCGCGGUGCCGAUUGUUGAGCACAAGACCCUCGAGCCUCGCGCUGGCAAAAUCAUGGGCAUUGCAGACGUUAGGGACGACGAAGGUGAUUGCAGGGGUGGCAGGGGGCGAUCGGCGGCCUGUCCUGCGUGGGGUCAAAGGCAGGAAGGUAUGUUUACAGCUGCUGGUCGUACCGUCGAUGCCUGGUUAGAGCCGCUAUUGCAGUCGGGUCAUUCCUCAACAAGCAUUGAUUCCACCACCGGCGAUUAUUACCCGACCACUACUGGGGGCCAAUACGUUAAUCCAGGCGUGGUAUUUGACGACUUUGGCCAGCGUAAAGAGUUAAAUUUGCCCAAACCAAAGGAGGCGGCGGGACGGGCUGCGAUGGCGCGUGCGCCGCCGUCACCUAAGCUGAACUGUUUCCGAAUGCCAUCGGUGGUGGGCAAGUCGUCAUCAAGGAAGGGGUGGUUUGGUUGUUGA